Vicia villosa (hairy vetch) is the source of this 4750-nucleotide messenger RNA. Its product is annotated as pentatricopeptide repeat-containing protein At2g13600-like. Lineage: Eukaryota; Viridiplantae; Streptophyta; Magnoliopsida; Fabales; Fabaceae. Gene Ontology annotation, molecular function: RNA binding; zinc ion binding; protein binding. Gene Ontology annotation, biological process: RNA modification. The record is from RefSeq and is a predicted model, not a curated record. The transcript is spliced from 2 exons. Bases 770 to 3445 code for a protein of 891 amino acids.
GAGAAACACCUGCCCAAUAUAUCAUCUUCACCUCCUCCUCGUCUAUUCCAUUAGCGCCCUUCAUUUCUCCAGUUAGGAUGUUUCUACACGAGAUGCCAGCAUCCCGUUGACUCUUUUCCAUACUACCCUGGACUAUGUUUUCAGCUAGGGCCUCCGUUGUACCCUCCUUACUCCGGCCACUGUCCCCCUAUCAUUCAUUCCUUCAGUGUGCAGUAAACCACUCCGUUUGAGUGGAUCAGGCGGCGGUACCGGUGAUAGCACCGGUAAUAGCGGUUGCAUAUUUUAAUUGUCGGGUUUAUAGAAAUUAGGGAAGGGGUUCCGGAUCCUAAUACCGGCUCUAUCUAUAUGUCCAAUUACCACCACCAUUGUUGACGCCAAAACUUAAUCUGAAGUGAACAUUUUCUUACAUCCAUUUUCACUUCAAACCUCUCUCACCAAUUCAUCUCGUUCUCUCAAUUCCAUUUUCAAUCCAAUUCAUCAAUGUUCCAAUUCCAGGUGAUGAUAUUUUUAUGAUCGAAUUGAAGCGACAGUCAUGAUUAAUUUUGUUAUGUAAAGUUAACUUUCCAGUGUGAAUAUUUCAGAUGUUGAAGAAAUAAGUGAAUUCUUCUUAGCGCGUGGAAUGUGAUUUUGUUUGGUUUGAAAACGGUAGGGUAGAAGAAUUUGGGAUCAUGAUUGUAAAGUAGCAUGCUGCAAUCUAGAUUUAUAAUAAGAAAAUAAAACAUAAUCAUGAAUAAUCCAUUGGUUAUGUUGCUGUUGAAAGUGUUGUUACAUGCAUAACAAUGGUAGUUCCAAAGUUGAACUCAUUUUGCAACCACAAAUGUCUUACAUGCAAAUAUCUCAGAAGUUCUACGAUGCAUUCAAGCAUUGUAGCUUCUCCCUCAGAUCCCCACACAUUGCUCGCAAGCUUCAUGCUCAACUCAUACUCUCCGGUUUAGACUCUUCCCUUUUCUUACUCAACAAUCUACUCCACAUGUACUCCAACUGUGGCUUACCACACGAUGCUUUUCAAGUUUUUCAAGAGACCAAUCAUCGUAAUGUCUUUACUUGGAACACAAUGAUUUGUGGUUUUGUUAAUUCCGGUCAAAUUAAUGAAGCAGAUAAACUGUUUGAUGAAAUGCCUCUGAGAAUUAAAGACUCGGUUUCUUGGACAACUAUGAUAUCGGGUUAUGUUCAAAAUGGUUUUCAUGAACGUGGUGUUGAGACUUUUAGUUUAAUGCGUAGGGAGUCAAAUGGUCGAAAUCAAAAUGACGACCCGUUUUUGUUUACUAGUGUAAUGAAAGCUAGUGGUUUACUUGGAGACUCUCGAUUGGCUCUUCAGUUACAUGCCUUAGUCAUUAAGUUUGGUUUUGGAAUGGAAACUUGCAUUCAAAACUCGCUUGUUGGUAUGUAUGUUAAGUGUGGAGAUAUCGGUUUGGCGGAGAUGGUUUUCUUUGACAUUGAAAGACCAAGUUUGUUUUGUUGGAAUAGUAUGAUUUAUGGUUAUUCUCAAAUGUAUGGACCUUAUAAAGCUCUACAGAUAUUCAACCGAAUGCCUGAACAUGACGAGGUUUCUUGGAACACGCUGAUCUCAAUUUUCUCUCAGCAUGGUUUUGGGGUUGAUUGUCUUUCCGUGUUUCUAGAGAUGUGUAAUCAGGGUUUUAGUCCGAACUUUAUGAGUUAUGGAAGUGUACUUAGUGCUUGUGCUAGCAUUUCUGAUUUGAAAUGGGGUGCUCAUUUGCAUGCUAGGAUUCUUCGCAUGGAAGAUAGCUUGGAUUUGGUUUUGGGUAAUGGUCUUAUAGAUAUGUACGCUAAAUGUGGGUGCUUAGGAUUGGCUAAGCGUGUGUUUAACAGUUUAAAGGAUCGCGAUCAUGUUUCUUGGAACUCUUUGAUCACUGGUGUGGCACAAUUCGGCCUUGAUGAAGAUGCUUUAAUAUUAUUUAACCAAAUGAGACAGAGUUCUGUGGUGUUGGAUGAAUUUAUUCUUCCUACUGUUCUUGGGGUUUGUUCGGGUCAAAAUUAUGCCUCUAUAGGAGAACUACUUCAUGGAUAUACAAUCAAAAGUGGGAUGGAUUCUUCUGCUCCUGUAGGGAAUGCAGUCAUUACAAUGUAUGCAGAAUGUGGGGAUACUGACAAAGCUAAUCUUGCGUUCAGAUUGAUGCCACUUAGAAAUACCAUAUCGUGGACUGCCAUGAUCACUGCAUUCUCUCGGAGUGGAGACAUUGACAGAGCCCGAGAAUGUUUUGAUACGAUGCCUGAGAGGAACAUCGUAACCUGGAACUCCAUGUUAAGCACAUAUGUUCAAAAUGGCUUCUCCGAAGAAGGUCUCAAGCUGUAUCUUUUGAUGAGGAGCAAUAGAAUCCAGCCGGACUGGAUCACUUUCACAACUUCAAUCCGGGCUUGUGCUGACUUAGCUAUAGUUAAACUUGGGAUGCAAGUCGUUACUCAUGCUAUAAAGUUUGGACUCAGUUCGAACAUUUCAGUUGCAAAUAGUAUCAUUACCAUGUAUUCAAGAUGUGGACAAAUCGAAGAGGCCAAGAAUGCUUUCGACUCAAUAGAUACCAAAGACCUGAUUUCCUGGAAUGCUAUGCUUGCAGCAUUUGCUCAAAAUGGUUUAGGUAGGAAAGUAAUUGAAACUUUCGAGGAUAUGUUGAAGUCGAAAUGUAAACCCAAUCAUAUAAGCUAUGUUUCUGUUUUAUCUGGUUGCAGCCACAUGGGGCUAGUAGUUGAAGGGAAACAUUACUUUGAUUCCAUGACUCAAGUUUUCGGCAUUUCUCCAACAAAUGAGCACUUUGCUUGUAUGGUAGAUCUGCUCGGACGAGCAGGGUUAUUAGAGCAGGCAAAUAAUUUGAUAAAAGGAAUGCCUUUUAAGCCAAACGCAACCGUUUGGAGCGCUCUACUAGGAGCAUGCCGGAUCCAUCAUGAUCUCAGACUAGCAGAAACUGCUGCAAAGAAUUUGAUGGAAUUAGAUGUUGAAGAUUCUGGAGGUUAUGUUCUUCUAGCAAAUAUAUAUGGUGAAUCUGGAGAGUUAGAAAAUGUCGCUGAUAUGAGGAAACUUAUAAAAGCAAAAGGAAUUCGAAAGAGUCCGGGUUGUAGCUGGAUAGAGGUUGAUAACAGAGUAAAUGUUUUCACUGUAGAUGAAACCAGUCAUCCACAGAUAAAGGAAGUUCAUAUAAAACUGGAGGAGAUGAUGAAGAAGAUAGAAGAUACUGGAAAAUAUACUAGUUUAGACUCUUCAGUACAUAGGACUCGUAAAUAUCACAGUGAAAAGCUGGCUUUUGCUUUUGGGUUGCUUAAUCUUCCAUCUUGGAUGCCAAUACGUGUAAUGAAGAAUCUUCGUGUCUGCGAUGAUUGCCAUUUGGUAAUAAAGCUUCUGUCUUUAGUCACCUCAAGGGAACUUAUUAUGAGAGAUGGAUAUAGAUUUCAUCAUUUUAAAAAUGGGUUUUGUUCCUGUAAGGACUAUUGGUAAUUUUGUGAUAUAGAUUUCAUCAUUUUAAAAAUGCGUUUUGUUCCUGUAAGAGCAAUGAGUGGCCGGCAGCCUCUGUCAGUAACAGCUGAUCAAGACGUUUCAAUCCAGAGAGCAGUAGCAAAAGUAUUUCCAGUAAUCCAUCACCACUUUUCAUUGUGGCAAAUUAAUGCAAAGGAACAAGAGCUUGCGGGUCUGAUGGGUCAUGGAUUCACUAAAGAUUAUGAAAAGUGUGUUUACCAGAGCCAGACAGUUGAUGAAUUUGACACCGCAUGGAAUGCUCUACUCAUCAAAUAUGGAUUGAAGGACAAUGCUUGGCUAAAAGAAAUGUACGAGAAACGUGCAUCUUGGGUUCCGUUCUAUAUAAAGAGCACAUUUUCAGCCGGAAUUCCUUUGAAAGAAAGCAUGGAAUCAUUCCUUGGUGCGCUUUUAAAUGGCCAAACACCUCUCCCAGAGUUCAUUCAAAGGUACGAAAGAGGUCUUGAGCGACGUCGUGAAGAAGAACGAAAAGAGGAUUUUAACACUUCUAAUUUUCAAACUUUUUUGCAAACAAAAGAACCUGUAGAAGAACAAUGUAGAAGGCUUUACACUCUUGCAAUAUUCAAAGUAUUUCAAAAAGAGCUUUUGCAAUGCUAUAGUUAUCUCGGGUUUAAAAUCUACGAAGAAGGGCCCCUCAGCAGGUAUUUGGUGCGCAAGUGUGGAAAUGAGGACAUGGAGAAGCAUGUAGUUACUUUCAAUGCAUCCAAUAUUGACAUUAAUUGUAGCUGUCAGAUGUUUGAAUAUGAAGGUGUUCUUUGUAGACGUGUGUUGAGGGAUUUCCAAAUAUUGGAAUUAAGAGAAGUUCCUUCACGCUACAUCCUACACCGCUGGACUAGAAAUGCCGAGGAUGGGGUUUUUCCUGACAUAGAAUCAUGGAGUAGCUCCCAGGAGCUAAAAAGUUUGAUGCUGUGGAGUCUAAGAGAAACAGCGUCUAAAUACAUAGAUGCCGGUGCAUCAUCCAUUGAAAAGUAUAAACUUGCCUAUGAGAUUUUGCGCGAGGGUGGGAGAAAGCUGUGCUGGCACAGGUGAAUUGUUCCAAGUUCUGUGAAGUUGUACAAAGUUGCACACUUAACUUUUUAGCUUAAGUUGUUAUUUAUGGUACCAUCUUUCGUCCAUCUUAGUAGUUCUACACUUUUGUGUUUUGUAUUGUUCAGAUUAUCCUUUACAGUGGUUACACUAUACUAGUGGGUACACUAUACUGAAGUUGUAGGAGACCAAUUUUGUUCAGAUUGCUGGUACUGACCACUCCAUCUUUGCCAUCAUAAUUUA